AUGCAAGCAACACCCAUGACGCUCCCGACAGAAAUGGAUCUCGAUAUGGAGAUCGAGCGCCCUCAAAUAGCUUCUGCUCCUAGCAAAGAGGAUUCCCAUGUCAUGAUACCCUCCGUCGACCACAUGGACGUAUCACCCGGAGCAACAGUAGGUUCACAAUCGGCGGCGCUCGCAAAAGAAUCCAUCUCUUCGGGUUCUUCUCUGACGCCGCAGCAGAUCGAUGAAUCGUCUCAGAAAGUCCACGCCGCUCCAGCAGCAGCUCAGUUCCCUCCAGCAGCAGCUCCCAGCGCAACAGCCACAGAUCAACAAGCCCCACCUCGCAUCGUCAAGAUCCAUCUGCGCCGCUACACCAGGGCUGAGCUGGCCGACCGCACGCUGAAGAAGACCGGCUUCUACACCACCGGCUCCCCCAUCGCCGGCCCCAACGACCUCAAGGGCAUGGUGGACAAGAAGGGCAUCUCCUACUGCAAGGCGCGCGGCGACAUCCUGAUGUUCGACGACCUCGAAACCCUGCGCGUGUUUGUGAGCCGCUACAUGGGCGACGUCUCUGCAGCUCCCAACAAUUCUGCGCCCGUCGGGAUGCGAGGCCUCGAUCUCCGCUCGCUGGUCGUCGCGUGGAAGAAGGUGCCCGGCACGUGCGACCUGACGUAUGCCACCAUGAUAAACCGUGAGCUCUUCCCGGCUACGCUCAACAGGCUCCUUGGUAUCUCGCAGGCUCAUCCAAGUCCCUUGUUCAGGCAUAUGCCUCGACCGAUCGGCCGCUUGUUGGAGGUGGUUGAGCAGUUGGGGAACGUGAAGGAGGUUACGCUGGUCUAUGCGACGGAGCAUGAGAGAGAUGAUUGUAGAUGGGGCCAGCUGGUUACGGGAGAUGCGAUCCAGGCUUUCUUCCUCCCGAUCUUUGUCCGUAAUUGGAAGGAGACGCUGAAUAAUCUGUGGACGUGGUUAGACUGUCCGGUCUACACUUGGAUGCGGAUGCAGAAGGGCUCUUGGAACUACGUCCUCAGGUUCAACGAUAUCACGGAGAAGGAGCUUCUAGCUUAUGGGGUUGGGAACUCGGACGUUGAGGAGGAGGAGAUGGAUGAUAGCGAUGAUGGAGACGGUACAGAAGACGAUAAGGGUGCUGGUGAAGGAGACGACAGCCCGGGAGUGGGUUUGGGUCCUGUGGAUGGGCCUCCUGGACUGUAUCAGUCUGAUAACGGCUGGGAUACCAUUAAAGACCAUGGGGAGGGUGCCCCCUGGAGAGACAUUCAAGGAAGUGCAGAGAUCGGUAGCUGGUUCGCUGAUAAGGGUGUGGUUGAACACGAGGUCUGGGAUGUAUUUCUAGAGGAGGUUGAUGCGACCGACUUCUACUUGUAG
Messenger RNA from Drepanopeziza brunnea f. sp. 'multigermtubi' MB_m1, 1356 nucleotides. NCBI's taxonomy places the organism in Eukaryota, Fungi, Ascomycota, Leotiomycetes, Helotiales, Drepanopezizaceae. The record is from RefSeq and is a predicted model, not a curated record.